This is a messenger RNA of Trifolium pratense (red clover), 2095 nucleotides long. RefSeq names its product plastidal glycolate/glycerate translocator 1, chloroplastic. Lineage: Eukaryota; Viridiplantae; Streptophyta; Magnoliopsida; Fabales; Fabaceae. The coding region runs from base 352 to 1887 and encodes 511 amino acids. The record is from RefSeq and is a predicted model, not a curated record. The transcript is spliced from 8 exons.
AUUAAACUUAAGAGACAAAGCAUUACUAUAAAUAACCUUUUGAAUUUUUUGCAGAAAAUCAACAACCUUUUCUACUAAGAAAUCAGAAAUAUCAAACGCAAAUAGUAUAAAAAUAUAUUAAUUAUCCUUUCAAGUAUAUUUUAAAAAUUCCCCGAUAAUUUUUUUUUGACACAUAGUAUGAAAAAAACAUUAUCAAAGAUGUCUAUGGAUGCAAACUUUGGUCUCAUCUCAUUAUCCCAUCUUCUUCUUCUUCUUGUCCAUACAAAUUGUCUUUCAGGUCCCACAAAAAGUGUAUGAUUUUAAGAAUGACUUUUCUUGAAGCCUCAGAAAAUUACCCUUCUGGCUAUUUCCAUGGCGACCCAUUUACUCAUAUCUCCCUUUUCACUCUUCACAAACCACUCACUAAAACCACCUUCAUUCUUUCAUUCCACCCUCUCUGCAAACUCAACCCCUCUUCUUCUCCCAUGCAUAAAAAAAUGCUCCAUUUUGUGUAACCCAACAACUCCUAUAAGGUUGAAUUCAAGUUUCUUGCAGAAGGGUAGUCAUGGAAAUUCUAAAAGCAGACAGCUUUCAACUAAGUCAGCUGAAACUGAUUCUGGAAGCACUUCUUCAUUGACCCAAAAUGUGUUUGGGUUGUUACAUUUGAUUGUGUCUCUGGGGCUUUUUCUUGCUCUGGAUCAGUUUUUGAAGAAAGCAUUUGUGGCUGCUGCUAUCAAAUUCCCUAGUGCAUUGUUUGGGAUGUUUUGUAUAUUCUCAGUUUUGAUAAUUCUUGAUUCUACUGUGCCACCUGCAGCUAAAGCAUUGGUGAACUUCUUUGAACCGGCUUUUUUGUUCAUUCAGAGAUGGCUCCCUUUGUUCUAUGUUCCUUCAUUGGUCGUCUUGCCCCUUUCUGUUAAAGAUAUUCCUGCUGCUUCUGGCAUCAAAAUUUGCCUUAUUGUAGUUGGAGGAUGGCUAGCUACACUUUGUGUUGCUGGUUACACAGCUAUAGCAGUAAGAAAAGCCGUCAAGACACAAUUGGUAGAUGCGGAGCCUAUGGGAAAGCCCUCUCCAUUUUCUACAGUUGAAGUGUGGACAUGGAGUGGUAUUCUCCUAACAUCAUUUGUUAGUGCACUAUAUUAUCCAACAUUACUAGGGACAAGUGCCAGAACAUCCCUUCCGUUUUUGCUUGCAUCCACUGUGUUAGGCUACAUAGUUGGUUCUGGGUUGCCAUCAAAUGUGAAGAAAGUCUUCCAUCCUAUAAUUUGCUGUGCACUAUCAGCAGUUCUGACAGCAUUUGCUUUCGGGUAUUUUUCCAAGUUAGGGCUUGAUCCUGUUCUAGGAUAUUACCUUACGAAAGUAUCCGCCGAUCCUGGAGCUGGUGACAUUUUAAUGGGAUUUUUGGGAUCUGUUAUUCUCUCCUUUUCCUUCUCUAUGUUCAAGCAAAGAAAGCUUGUGAAAAGGCACGCGGCUGAGAUUUUCACCUCUGUAAUCAUCUCAACAAUAUUCUCGCUGUACUCAACCGCCCUUGUUGGACGUCUUCUUCAAUUAGAACCAUCCUUAACUGUUUCCAUUUUACCCAGAUGUAUAACAGUGGCGUUGGCCCUCAGCAUUGUGUCCUUGUUUGAUGGUGCCAAUCCAUCUCUCACUGCAGCAGUGGUUGUAGUAACUGGUCUGGUUGGGGCAAAUUUCGUGCAAGCAACUCUUGAUAAACUCAGAUUCAGUGAUCCGAUUGCUCGAGGAAUAGCAACUGCUUCUAGUGCUCAUGGGCUCGGAACAGCAGCAUUGUCUGCUAAAGAACCUGAGGCUCUCCCAUUUUGUGCCAUUGCUUAUGCUUUGAAUGGCAUAUUUGGAUCUUUACUAUGUUCAGUUCCAAUUGUAAGAGAAAGCUUGCUUGCAAUUGUUGGUUGAAAUUCUCUUAUUAAUAUCAGAACCUGCUACUAUUUUCAUUCUUUUAUAUAUGCCAUAACUUCCAUUGUUUAUAUGGCAAAUGUACAAAUGUAUAGAGUAAUAUUGUGAACCAUAAUUUUUGUAAGUAGCACCAUUUUGUCAAUUGUAUAGGAUGCAACAAUCUAUUCAUUUAUGAUUUAUAUACAUCAUAUAUAUUUUGUGAUGUCAA